CAAAAAUAAGAAUAAUAGAUGCAAAAAGAAUAGUAAUAAUAACAUAAGGAUUCCACUUUUUUAGGAAAGAUUGUGUGGAUUCUGAUUGGAAUUCUUGUUGCUUUUGGAAUUAAAUUAUAUAUAAGUGAAAAUGAAAAUGUGAAUUGUUUAAUAAAUGAUGAUGGUAAAAAUACUUGAUUAUAAUAGAAAUAAUAAUGGAUAAUAAUGGAAAGUUUAUAAGAGAUGCUGGAAUUGCUUAUCUUUCAUCUUAAUUAAAUCAAAAUAUUUAAGCAACUAAAUUGAUAGCAGAUUUAUCAAUUAACUAAAUAUCUGAUCUAACUAGCUUUUUUGAGAGUUUGGGUUAAUUGACAAAAUUAAAAGAAUGUAAUAAUAUUGUAGUAUAAUAUUAGUGAAACUAUCUUUUGGAAAUAAUCCAAUAAUAAAUUAAGAAGCCUAAAUCUAGAAAUUGGUAGAGAGCUUUUAAAAACUUAAAGAAUUACAAAAUUUAAAUCUUGGCAUUGAUUCAAUCCUUAAUAAUUAAAGUAGAAUGAAAAUUAUUAAAUAAAUAUCAAAGAUUCCAUAAUUAAUAACACUUCGAAUUUCACUAAUAAAUUGUGAUUUAUCGGAAGAUGGGAUUAAAUCACUUGAACCUAUAAAAGAUAUUAAAAAUUUAAGAACUCUUGAAUUAAUCCUAGUCGGAAGUAAAUUAAAAGAGAAGGAAAUGGAUUAAUUAUAAUUAAUACUUUAAAAGCUUCCAAAAUUAGAUAAAUUAAAUUUGAAUUUAUAUGCAAAUAAAAUAUAAUAGGAAGGAAUGAAUAUACUUAGUAAUGGAUUAUUAGAAUAAAGAUAAAUCAGAGAACUAGGUAUUGAUUUGUAUUUUAAUAAUAUAACUGUAAAUGGAACUGAAAGUUUAAUGAAUGUAAUAGGAUAGAUGAAUAAUUUAACUAAAUUAAAUUUAGGUUUGGAAUUCAAUUAUAUUAAGGAUGAAGGUGGGAAAUAUAUUGGAGAUACUUUAAUUUAAUUAUAAUAAUUAAAAGAAUUAUCUAUUAAUGUAGCUACAAAGAAUUUUGGAUGGAUUGGAUUUGAAGCUAUAUUAACAGCUAUUGAAAAAUUACAACCUUUAGAUAAAUUAGAAUUAAUUAUAGGUGUAAAUAAAUGUGGAGUAAAAGGUGCAGAAUUAUUAAAGAAUGUUCUCUUUAAACAUAAUAAACUUAAGAGUUUAAAAAUUAAUUAUUUAGAAAAUUAUAUUGGCGAUGCUGGUGCUACUUUUAUUGCAGAAGGAAUCUAAUAUUAAAAGAAUUUAGAAGAUUUAUAUUUAAAUAUAAAUUUCAACUCUUUAUCAGAUAGAGGAGCAUUAGAAUUAGCAAGAGCUGUUAAAAAUGCAAAAUCACCCAAAGUUUAUUUUAUUAUAAUAAAUAGGUUGUUUAAUUAAAAGUAAGUUAAAAUUAAUUGACUGAUAAAGGAAUCAAAGAUAUGUUAUAUCUUUUAGAAUAAUCCCUCCCUUAAUUUAAUUCUUUAGAUGUAGAACUUUUAAAUACUGCACUAACCAAUGCUACAAGAGAUGAUAUUCAAAUCAAGUAUGCUAAUAUUCAAAAAUUAAAUCUAAAAUUAAACACUAUCCCACCUAGUAAUUGGGAUUGA
Molecule: messenger RNA, 1620 nt
Organism: Paramecium sonneborni
Lineage: Eukaryota; Ciliophora; Oligohymenophorea; Peniculida; Parameciidae
Source: the annotation of a GenBank genome assembly